GUUGCUGAACGCUCUCUGCGUGGAAACUUAUUAUCUCCACCCCUCUUCCCAACCCAAGCACUGACAGGCUCUCCGCGGCACACUUUGUGCUUUGCAGCUUUUCAGUAGUCUGCCUUUGCUGUCGAGAAGCCUCGGAUGGGUUCUCACAGAUCUGGAGGGGCCGAGAGCCCCUCCGCCUCUUCUAUCUUCCUCCCGCUAGGACGACGAGCUUCCCGCGCUUCCAUAUCGACCCAAGCUGAACGCGAGAGCUUGAAUGCUGCUCUCGAUCAGAUUCACUCAACAGCGUAUCAGUCUGAUUCCCUCACCGUUUUUAACGAUUUCACGAACCCUCCCAUUUCAACGUCUGUGACAGAUGACAAAACUUUGUCUGGAGAAUUACAGGGUGGCUUGAGUGGGCUGUAUAAUCGCUUUAGAACUUCGGUUGGGGGUGUCAAGGAUAUUGUGAGCGGUAGUGGCAAGGCAUCUGACCGGACAACUACGGAAGAUCUUGCUGCAACCAAAAGCCCUGCCGCAGAGUUCUUUAUGCGGUCAACUCCUGAUCCUGCGCCCGUAGGAGCUGAUCCUCAGACUUCACACCAAAGUUCAGUGCAAGGGUCGCGGAUAAAUUCACCCGUCUCCGGAAAUUUUCAUCCCGGACAGGAUGCGUUGACCCAGUCUGGAGUUGGGAAGGGCUCGAAAUUCUCUUCGAAGACCGCAAGUAUUUCAUCAAAAGCUUCGGUGUCACCAUCUCCUGCACUCAAAUCCCCGACUGCGCCGCUACCAAAGAACGCAAAUAGCUCUAUUGCGGUUGGCCCGACAGUGACGGAACUCAAUGUAAAUGCUAUCAAGGACGGCGCUCUCCACUCCAGAAAGAACUCUACCAAUGUUUCUUCACAUGGAAUGCUGACGUCGGACUCAGCAAGUGUUGACAGGGAAGAAAGUCCUGUGCCUGCUUCAAUGAGCUCGUCAGGUUUCAGCCAGCUGUUGACCCAUUCUCCAAAAUUGACUAGCAAAACUUAUAGUCAUCUGCAUGAUGGGCCAAAUGCAGCAGAUGUUACCUGGCCACCAACUUCUACAAACCAGUUACCCAACAAAUCUGGGCAGUCUACAUCGAUAGACCAACAGAUGCCUUCAGAAAUCGACAAUAUCUCUUCGAGCUCGCUACGAAAGACGAAACAGACGGAUAGUUAUCUAAUGCCACAAGAAACUAUCGCAUCCACCAACCAGACUUCUUUCAGUCCUGUCGAGUCAGUAGCAUCAAAUUCCGCGACAAAUAGCGUUGCUCGGACUUCCAUGGAGGAUGCCUCUUUUCGGGAAGGACAAGCGCCAGUAACGUUGGCUACUUCAAUGUCUAUGACAGAUCAUGAAUCAAGAUCUAGGGCUUCGUCGAGAUUAUCUGUUCAAAGUCGGCCAAAAGAAGGUCUACAACUUCGUGUCAAUCAAACCCGCUUGCCAGGGUUUACAAUAUCUCGAGUCCCUUCCACAGAGACAGCCGUGUUUUCCUCCGCCGUGACAGCUUCAAAUGCCACCCUUGAUCGAGGAACUGGCAUUGAUCAACGGAGCAGGAAAGUAGAUGGCGUCGUGUCGCAACUGAGAAGCAAACUGCUGAGCAAAGAUUUUUGGAUGCGCGAUGAGAACGCCAAAGACUGUUUUCAUUGUGGAGAGCCUUUUUCGACCUUCAGGCGGAAGCAUCAUUGUCGCACAUGUGGCCAAAUAUUUGACUCGAAAUGCACUCUCUUGAUCCCUGGGGCUCGCUUUGGCCAACCAGGCUCUAUCCGUGUUUGCAAGCCUUGUGAAGCAAUGAUCAAUGCUCACGAAGAUGACUCGUCAGACUACACCGACAGUGAACAAAGUCCCAUUGUGGUCAAUCCUCGCGUCUCGGAUCUCGGCUUGAGUAAUAUUAAUAAUAAUCGCCCGUCAAUUGAUGACGAUGAUACGGCAUCUGUAAUCUCACAAUCAGUCGAACGUGUCAUGAAGACCCCCACAAUGGCCAUACCGGCUACGAGACGAGCGGGUGAAGGCCACAAUCGUCGCUCAGCAGUUCUUGAGAUACCAGAUCGGCCUCUAGCGAGACCUACAUCUUCCAGAUCUUUGAAAUCGUCAAUGAGUGGAAGGCCUCAUUCAAUGGGUCACAAGCGCCAUCACUCCCGCCAACAAUACAUCCGCAAUUUCAAGUCUUACCAUGACGAUCGAGCUCCGUUUCAACGUCGAUUUGGAGAGGACAUGGGUUCUGAGUCUCGACUCCCUGCCUUUCACAAAGACAGUAUUAUUGACCCGGAUCUUGCGCAGUACCUUUCAGACGAUGCAUCCAGCGGUGAUGAACAGCCAAGCCUGCUAUCUGCGGUGUCCGAGUCUUCUUUUUCAAAGAGCGGAGAUCACGAAAAGGCGACGCUUAGCGGGCUUUUUGCAGCUGUGAAAAAAGGUCGGUCUGCACUUGGUGAUCGGUCAUCAUUCGCUAUGCUCCAUGCUGCCCGAGAUGGAGACGAGGGGAGUGUAAGCUCGCGAGCAGUGAAUCUCCCCCGCACCUCCCGUCGUCGCAAUCUCAGCGUUGCUAGCAGCAUCCACAGGCAGUCGCCCCGGGCGUCAAAGGACAAUGUUUUCAAUAUCCAUGAUAUUCCCACUCCAGGAUAUGGCUUCCCAACUGGGGUCACCUCUAGUGGGUUCAAAAUGACCCGAAGUUCGUCCAUGAGAGGCGCCGGUGCCCCGCCAGUUGAAAUGAACCUAGCUAGCCUGCAACAUGUUCGAAGGCUUCUACGCCAGCUUUUGAAGGAUUCCUCCAUCUCUCACGCCCAGAGUUGGGAGAAUGCACUCAUGCCCAUCUUGUUAAAGGCAGCUGACGAGGUAGAUCCGGAUGUUCAACGAGGUGACGAUAUGGAUAUUCGUCAUUAUAUCAAGCUCAAGAAGAUUCCUGGGGGUCGGCCCGGAGACACAUCAUAUGUGUCCGGUCUGGUUUUCACUAAGAACUUGGCUCUCAAAAGUAUGCCGAGAAGCGUGCCAAAUCCCAACAUACUUAUCAUUUCUUUUCCACUUGAAUACGCUCGCCAGCAACAGCAGUUUAUGAGUCUCGAGCCAGUCAUUCGACAGGAACGUGAAUUCCUCGCAAAUCUUGUUAGUCGCAUCGCUGCCUUGCACCCAAGUCUUCUCCUCGUUGAGAAAAACGUCUCCGGCCUGGCGCUAGAGUUAUUAGAAAAGGCCAAUAUUGCCACUGCCUACAACGUCAAGCCUUCGGUUCUUGAAGCAGUAUCCAGAUUUACACAAACCAGGAUUAUCACCUCGAUGGACAAGCUCGUGACUACUCCAAUGCAAAGCCAAUGCAGUAGCUUUGAUGUGAAGACCUAUGUCUACAAUGGCCGCAGGAAGACCUAUAUGUACAUAUCCGGCUGCCCUAAGUCCCUUGGUUGUACAAUUGUCCUUCGUGGCGACGGCGACAGUGUUCUUAUGAAGGUCAAAAAAAUCACUGAGUUCAUGGUGUAUGUGGUUUACAACCUCAGACUGGAAACCUGCUUGAUGAGGGACGAAUUUGCGCAAAUCCCAACGGCUCCAGAUAGCAUGCCGAAGAAAUGGACAGCCGAUGCAGAGAAGCAAAGUAAUCAAGCUUCCCCGACAAGCCCGGGUGAUUCAAAAGCUGUGUCUCCCGGGCUUCUGAAAUCGAGUCCAAACGAGAAAUCCAGCGAUGCCCCAUCACCUGACGCGCCAGUCGCUCCGGUAGCCGACGCAAUUGAAGUUCCCGAGGAUGCUCCCAUGCCAACAUUUUACGAAGAUAUUGUCCAGAGACACGAGACUAUAGUGCUGUCCGCCUCGCCCUGUGUCAAAUUUGAACCGCCCUACCUCCUUAUGAGAGCCAGGGAAAUGGAACGCAGAUUAGCCCACCUGAAACAGCUGCGUGACCAAGGGUUGAAGUCAGAACUUCCGGCUGAGGAGGAAACAAAGCCUCAGAAAUUCAUCCUGGUCACACCUGAGAUGGUGCAUAAAUCGCUUCACAAUGCACCGCCUAAGGUGAAGGAAGUUCUGAAUGCUGCACAUGAGGCUGAGCACGAUAGAGCACUUGAUCAUUACCAGGCCCAGAAACGGCAAUGGGAAGCUUACAUCUCUGGUAAUUCGGACCUCUUCGAUCCUUACGCACACCAGAACAUAGUAGUACUCUUCAGUCUGGUCUGCACCACGACCUCCAUUCCGUGCUCUGGUCCCGAUGUGUUUGCCUUGGAGUAUUAUAAUGAACAUGGAGGCGAUAGGAUGUUUGAGCCAGACUGCACUAUCGGCCAAUACGUGGAGGAUCUGUGCCAUAAUGCCAAUUCCAUUUGCACUGUCAACGGAUGUGAAAAACGGAUGUUCGAGCACCAUCGUCAAUACGUCCAUGGUGAGGCUCAGAUAAGCAUUUUCAUCCAGCCCUAUCCAAGCAAGCUGCGAGGUUUGCAAGAUACAAUUUUGAUGUGGAGUUGCUGCAAGAUUUGCGGCAAUGAAACGCAGGUCAUCCCCAUGUCCGACAAUACAUGGAAGUAUUCCUUUGGGAAAUAUCUAGAGAUUUCUUUCUGGAGCAAGAACUUGCAUGCCCGCGCAGGCGUCUGUCCCCAUGAUUUGCAGCGGGACCAUCUUCGUUACUUUGGCUUCAAGGACGUUGCUCUUAGGAUUCACUAUGACGCAAUCAACUUACUUGAAGUUAUCGUCCCGGGGACUCGAGUCACUUGGAAAGUGGACAAUGACUUGAAGCUAAGGAACGAAGUCUACCUCAAGACUGAACGAAGGUUGAACAUGUUUAUGGCUUCUGUCAAUGCUCGAUUGAAAGGCAUCAACGUUGAAAGCGUAAUUCCAGAAUUGGCUGAAGACUGCAAAAAGGAAAUCGACAGUCUGGUCAAAAAGGCGAGCGAAGACCAGGCUAUUUUAAUCAAACAGCUUCAGGACAAGUACACAAAUUCUCGUUAUUGGGAAGUGACCCCUCUCAAUGAAGCGAUGCGGUCAGUUCAGGAGAAGGUGGUCGAGUGGGACACUGCUUUUGCAGAAUUCGAGAAGAAUUUCUUUCCAUCUGAAAAGGAUAUCAAACGACUUGCUACGUUGCAGUUGAGAAAGAUUUUCCUAGAUAAAGAUGCUUCAGUGACCUCUGUCACGUCCGCUGAAGAGGCCCCGACCACACCUACAGAACCCGGUGAGGAAAAGGAGAGUGAAACCUCAGCGAAGCCCCGUGCUUUGCGUCGAAUGACACUGUCGCCGGAAAAGGCUCAAGAUGUUUUUGUGUCUGUGGUAGAGGAGCAUUCCGGGAAAAAGAACAGAGACAAACACGAUGCAGUCAUUGAAUCGCCUGAAUUGUCUCCCUCCUUGGAUGAGGUACCAAAAUCUCCAGCCCUUAACAACCACGAAACAGAACAGGGGGUCUCUUCUCCCCAACUUGAGGCCAUGGUGCAAGAUGAAGUACAGCACCUGGAUCUAGCGCUACCAUCUAAUCAGCCAAUUCAAAUUCCUCUAGGCUUGGCACCCUCAUCGUCUGAACCAACCCUGCCACCACCAGAUACUACUCCUUCGGGUACCGGCGAGAUGUCGACUGAUGCCCCUGCUGCCCAUCCGGUGGAAAAUCAGGGUCCAAUUCAAAAUAAUAGCAAGGAUGGUAGCGCAGCGGGAACCCCGCCAAGUCCCCAAGGCCAGCUACCUUCGGCCAUUCCUCGACUUGCGGAAGGCGCCUUUCGCAGGACUUCCAAGACGAGGCCAUCUCCCAUAUUCCGAACUCAGUCUCAGCCUAGCCCUCCCUAUAAGGAUAGGAGCCUCAAUGGUUCUACUUUGGGUGCUCUUAAAGCAGGCUUCGGAAAUCUCAAUGGAAAUGACGGUGCCCUCAGCCCUCCAUUUGAGGGGAAGCUCAAGUUUCACGAUCGAAAGCUAUCGGAUCGCCUGGGUCUGAGUGCUCUCAAGUCUGGAAGAUUACCUUCAGGACAUUCUCUCAUUCCUCGCUCUAUUCCUAAGAAAAACGCCACGCGGGUGUCCAGUCUGGCCAAGCAUUUUGAGCAACUGAGCCGCGAGUUUGAGAAAGAGCGUCAACGGGAAAGACAGCAGCGAGCUGCUCGUGGUAUACAUUCUCGUGCUUAUCCCAUGGCGUCUUCAAAGCCAGUCGUGGAAGUCUACAGGAACGUACGGGAGGCUGUCGAAGAGCGCGAGCCUUCGGGAGAGGGAGAGGAUCUUCUAUCAUUAGUACCGCGGGUCUCGUUGGAAGAAACUAACAAGAAUAACGAAGAACCCGUGAAACAGGUCGCCGAGGAGCAGAAAGAAGAGAUUGUCCCGGAUCUCCCCGUCGAACCAGAUGAUAACAAAGAGAUCGAUCAAGCCGACAACCAAAACGCCUCCGAGGCUGAGGCAGAAGCAGAUGAAGAGCAUAGCGACGAAGAUAAAGCGUUCACAGAUGAGCUUCACCUCACUGAGUCUCAUGAAGAGCUUGGGAAGAUGUCCCCAGAAGACGAGUCUAUGGACAUCAAAGACCUACCCAAGCACGAGAGAAAUACCCUUCUGCAGCUACUCACUAAUUUCUGGUCCGAACGCUCUGCAAGCGGUUGGGAUCCCCUCGAAUAUCCGCUCAAGAUGUCCGAACACAUGUUCACGGAUUGCGAUAUCAUUGUCCGGGAGGAUGAACCCAGCUCCCUUAUAGCUUUUGCUCUGGACUCGCCGCAUUACAAGGAAAAGCUCGCCAGCUUCCAAGCACAGUAUGAGGAGCAAGAAGAGCCCCGGUCAGACUCGAGCGGAAGUACAGAUUCUGCAAGCGAGUCCAGACUUGAGCAUGCGCUUCUUCGAGCCACUGGAACCCACCUCAAAUAUCAGUUCCAAGAGGGUCAGGCGAAGAUGCUUUGCAAGAUCUUUUACGCAGAGCAGUUCGAUGCACUACGAACUAAAUGUGGAGUCGCUGAGCGUAUUGUUGAAUCGCUCUCCCGGUGCGCGAAAUGGGAUUCGAAGGGGGGUAAGACCAAGUCACUUUUCUUGAAGACACUUGACGAUCGAUUCAUCUUGAAGUCUCUCUCCACGAUUGAAACACAGGCUUUUCUCAAGUUUGCCCCGGCCUACUUUCAAAUCAUGUCGGAGGCGCUCUUCCACGAACUGCCAUCGGCUAUUGCAAAGAUGUUCGGAUUCUACCAAGUAAUUAUCAAAAACCCAGCGACAGGCACUGAGUUCAACUGGUUUCUGCUGCUCAUGGAGAAUCUCUUCUAUGACCGCGUGCCCACUCGCAUUUUCGACCUCAAGGGCUCCAUGAGGAACCGCAAGGUUCAAAGCACCGGCGAACGCAACGAAGUGCUUCUGGAUGAAAACAUGGUCGAUUUCAUCUAUGAGACGCCACUGUUUGCUAGAGAGCACUCGAAGAAAUUGCUGGGCCAGAGCGUAUGGAACGACACGCUUUUCCUUGGCCGCCAGAAUGUGAUGGAUUACUCGCUCAUGAUCGCUAUCGACGAAAACCGGCGUGAGCUUGUUGUCGGGAUCAUCGACUGUAUCCGCACCUACACGUGGGAUAAGAAACUCGAGUCCUGGAUCAAGGAUCGUGGCUUUGCUGGAGGCGGCAAGAACAGACCUACCGUCACCAGUCCCAAAGAGUACAAGAGCCGAUUCCGAGAGGCCAUGGCUCGAUACGUCCUCCAAGCACCAAGUUGCUGGCACCAAUUCCAACCAAGCCAUAUGUACCGGUAUCCUCGAAUUGAGAGCCAGCUUGAUCAAAUUCCAAACACGACAGAUGUCGACAGCGUCGAUGGGAGUGCCGACUUGAAUGCUGCCUUCUGAUAAAUUUCCGUUGCACGAGUUUUACGAGUUUGCAGUUGAUAGACAAUGAACGACUCACGACUUGACGACUCUCUAUUACAUAUACUCACUCCAUCCCAGCUAUGAUUUUUUCU
This is a messenger RNA of Penicilliopsis zonata CBS 506.65, 7829 nucleotides long. RefSeq lists its product as hypothetical. The record is from RefSeq and is a predicted model, not a curated record. Bases 136 to 7716 code for a protein of 2526 amino acids. Gene Ontology annotation, molecular function: metal ion binding; ATP binding; 1-phosphatidylinositol-3-phosphate 5-kinase activity. Lineage: Eukaryota; Fungi; Ascomycota; Eurotiomycetes; Eurotiales; Aspergillaceae. Gene Ontology annotation, cellular component: fungal-type vacuole membrane; endosome membrane. The transcript has 3 exons. Gene Ontology annotation, biological process: phosphatidylinositol phosphate biosynthetic process.